AUGGCGUUUCAUUUUACCCCCAUGAAGCUGACACCGCUGGACCAUACGAUGCCAAUAUGCUACAUAGCAUUUUUCUACGCCUUGGUGUUGGAUGACCCACAACAGGGCGUGCCCGUCCUUGAAGAAGGUCUCCGUCGCUUACUCAAAGAAUGCCCCUUCCUGGCAGGAAAUAUGAUCAGAACAAGUUCGAAAGGGCCAAAGGCCAACGUACGUGAGGUGCGACCUCCCACCUUGGAUUCGUUGCGCGAAUUCCCCAUCCUUCAGGUAGCACAUCACACGGAUCAAUACAUCGUCAAAAAAGUUCACAAUCCCGGUGAACGGGUCUCGAACGAUUCUUUAUUCGAUGAGCCAUAUCUGCCAUUACCACUGUCGGUGGCGACAAGGGAACUAUGCCCUAUAAUUCGCUGGCAAGCGAACAUUCUGCAGGAUGGCAUAUUUGUGGCUGUCUGCUUUCAUCAUUCGGUAUUUGACGCUGCCGGGUUCUAUUUCAUCCAGGAUGCAUUGGCACGAUGCUGCCGCGAGCCUAACAGUCCCACUCUAACCUUACCCUUGGGACGGGACCUGCUUGAAGGAAGGCGAAGAAUGGUACACGGUCCCAUGGUCAGCGAAGAGGGGCGCGAGGCACAGACUGGGGACUCGCAGGCCCUCAAAAUUGCCAACUUUAACUCGGUUGAAGGGCUAGUCAGUCGCCGACUAAUUGUGCAGCUCGCUAGUGUAGAAUACCUCAAGGGUAUCUGUAACGCAAUCCUGCAUGACCGGUCACAAGAGCAAUACCUGACAUCCAAUGACAUGAUAUCCGCCCUGCUAUGGCUCGCUAUUAUCAGGGCACGGUAUGAAUCACCAUCGUAUGGCGCCAGCGUGCAGAACAACCAGCCUACUGAAAGUUCGUUGAUACUCAUCACUGAGAUUCGUCGAACCUUAACACCGCCACUCCCAAAUUCUUACAUGGGAAAUGGGAUCAUUCAUUCAGCGACGACGUCACCCGUGCAGCCUGCUCUGGAUUCUGAUGUGCCAAACACAUCCCAUCCCCAAUCAUCAGCUUUGACCAAGGGUGAUGUCCAACUUCUUGUCGAUCUCGCACUGAAGGUUCACGCUACGCAGUCGAGCGUGGAUAAUGCUUACGUGAAGGGAAUCAUUCAAGAAAAACAGAGGAGUCUAGAUUGGAGUCCCACCUUUAAGCAGGGUGAUAUCAUAUCCACCAGUAUUCGACGCAUGGGUAUAUAUGGACUAGACUUUGGUGCCACCUUGGGACGCGUGGUAGAGUUUGAUAGCCCAGAUAACCGGAUUGACGGGACAGUCUGCAUUCUACCUGCCCGGUCCACGUCAAUACUAGAACUGCGGGUCACGCUACCGCCAGACACCAUGCUCCGGCUACUACAAGGCCCACUUCUGCGGUUCGUGAUGCGAAGGAUGCUCGGCCGGUUGUGA
Molecule: messenger RNA, 1428 nt
Organism: Aspergillus caelatus
Lineage: Eukaryota; Fungi; Ascomycota; Eurotiomycetes; Eurotiales; Aspergillaceae
Product: transferase family-domain-containing protein
Exons: 1
Coding region: 1-1428 (475 amino acids)
Source: RefSeq, a predicted model, not a curated record